Molecule: messenger RNA, 1303 nt
Organism: Lucilia cuprina (Australian sheep blowfly)
Lineage: Eukaryota; Metazoa; Arthropoda; Insecta; Diptera; Calliphoridae
Exons: 3
Coding region: 48-788 (246 amino acids)
Source: RefSeq, a predicted model, not a curated record
GAUUAUUUGGUCAGCUCUUGAUUUUUGUUGAAAAACAUCUUCAGUUAAUGUUUAAAGUUGCAAACGGGAAGAUGUUUACAUUUCGCUUUAAUUCUUAUCGGAUUUUUCAAUAUUUAUUGAUAUUAAUUUUUGUGUCAAGUGAGGUGAUUGCCGGACAAACGCCUAAAAAAUGUGCAGCAUUUAAUGAAUAUUGUCAAAAUCAUUGGGAUUGCUGUUCCAAUAGCUGUAUGAGUUAUUUGUAUCGUUGUACCCGCGGUUACAAUGUCUAUCCUUAUCCUUUUUUGGGCGUCAGCUUUAAACCAAGUGUAACCUUAGAUCAGAUACUGGAACAGAACUUUGGCAGUUCGAAUUAUAUACCAGUUACACAGCCUAAACCUUAUUUUGCUAGUCGUUUUGGUGUUCCUGAUGAUGCUGGUACUACUGAAGUUGAAAUUGUUUUACAAACAAAAUCGGAUGAAACCAAUCAGGAAUCGAGCACUUUAAAAAAUCCUGUUAUAAUGGAACAAUCAACAACCUUCAAAAAUCCUGUUGUUUUGCAACAGGAGUCCACAACUUUAAGAAAUCCCGUGGUAUUGCAGGAAAAUACAGCUGUAUUUGAAAAUCGUUUAGGUGAAGAGGUAACCGAAACUCAAAAGAAAACCACUGAUGAUGUCCAAACCACCCAAACAACUUUAGACACAAGCACAACUGAAAAACCCUCAUGCUCAGAGAUUGGUGUAAAGUGCUACACAAAUGAUGAAUGUUGUACCAAACGUUGCCAUGGAUUUUUACAUCAGUGUGUCACAUAAAUACCAGACAAGAUAUAAAUUUGGUAAAAACAUUGUAAUCUAAAAUCUAUAUGAAUGAAUGCUUGAAUUCAAAUUAUUCUUUUUAAUAACAAUAAAUUCUAUUUUAAUUUUAAGCAAUUACUAAAAUAUAAAGAUUUUUAAACAAAAAAAAAUAAAAACUUUACUUUCUCACAGAAAUAAAUUCAUCUUUCUAUAGAAAAUGUCAUAAUCAUUGUUUUUAAGUGCAUUUAAAUAUAUACUGUAAAUCAUUAAGUGAGUACGUAGGAUUAUCAAUUAUAAAAGUUAUACUACCAAAAUAAAUAUUGUAUUACGAAAUUUGCAAAUAUCAACAAAAGCAAAAAAGGUAUUAAGCACAUAGUACUUUAAAAAGAUAUUGUUGACAAAAAAAAUCAUGUGGCGUAAUUUUUUCUUAAAAAUCUUUAAAAAAAAAACAACUUCAAUUAAGUUAUUGUUAAGUCACGCACAACUUAUUCGCAUUUAAGACAAUAAAUAUUUGUUUUUGUCGUUGAAGUGUA